AUGCGCCCAGGGAUCUGGGCCUUCGUCAAGGGCCACACUAAGGACAUGGUGACAGACUUUGAUGAGAGACAUGAUGAGUAUUUAAUAUUGCUUCAGCAGAGGAACCGGAUAUUAAAGCAUUUGAAAACCAAGGACCCCAUGCAGUUGAGACUGGAGCACUUGGAACAAGGUUUUACCGUCUACGUCAAUGGGGCCAAUUCAGAGCUGAAGGCCUCACCAAGGAAAGCCAUUCACUCCGACUUCUCCAGAAGCGCCUCGCACGCGGAGGGGACACAUGAUUAUGGACGAAGAGCCCUGCUGCGAGAAGCCGAGGAAGCCCUAAGACGCCACUCACGGACAGCCCCCAGCAGGGUUCAGCGCCGAGGAUGGCACCAGAAAUCUGUGCAGAUCAGAACGGAAGCCGGCUCGCGGCUCCACAUCCAGCCUCCCCUGGACUCUUCUGAAGAUACUGAGCCGUGUGGGGGCAUGGCCAUCAAGGCACAGGAGGCAUCUGAGGACCGCCCACAGGAGCUGAGAAAAAGCCUGGAACUUCGUGUAAAUCUACAAAGGAAACAAAAAGAUUGUUCCAGUGACGAGUAUGAUUCUAUUGAAGAAGACGUGCUCUCCGAGCCUGAGCCUGAGGACCAGAUGCUGGGGGGCCAUCCCAAAGACGACACCCAUUCUCCCAGUGGGGACUUGGCACCGAAGGAUGUUCCUGAGAACCAGGAGACAGAAGGACACUCUCCCCAGGACCCAGACACCCUCGUGGUGCUGGAAUUUAACCCCGCUUCCACAAGUCAUAAAAGGGAAAGGAAUUUGUCCGCGAAGCGGAAGGACAACGCUGAGGUCUUUGUUCCCAGCAGACCUGGGCCAAGCCUGACUCCCCAGCCCCCUGCCGUGUUUCCAGACCAGGAGAGGAUGUGCUCCAGACCUGGCAGCCGGCGAGAGAGGCCCCUGUCUGCAACCCGCAAAACCGUCUGCGAGGCUGAGGACCGAGAGGAGGAAGCUUCCGCUGUGCUGCGAGCCAUCCAGGUGGAGAAUGCGGCCCUGCAGAGGGCGAUGCUCAGCAGACCGGCUGAGCCGCCUGCCAGUCCGCAGCAGGAUGCCAAGGGACCACCCACAAAGCCGAGCACCAGGCUACUGAAGGAGGAGGAGGAAGGGAGCCCCGAGCUGCUUCCCAGCGCUGCAGCGACUACCACUCAGGAGCUGUCCUGGGCAGCAGGGGGAACCAAAGCCAUCAGCCAAGCCAUCGGCAGGAUCGGCCUUCUGGGAAGCAGACAACAGCAGAAGCUUCUGAAAGUCCUCCAGGCCAUCGAAAGCGACUCUGUCCGGCUCAGUGAAGUUGUUUCACCAACUGAGGAGCAAGUGCUGGACUCGGAGGACAAACAGAGAAUGAGAGAGGAUGAGAUCAAAGAUGCCAUCUACGUGACCAUGGAAAUCCUGUCCAACUGGGGCAACCCGUCGUGGGUGGGGCUUUCAGAAGUCGAGUUCUUUGACCUGAACGACACAAAGCUUUAUGUGUCGCCCCAUGAUGUGGACGUCCGGAACACAGAAGCACCCGGGGAGCUGGGCCACCUCGUCAUCAGGAACUUAGCUGACAAGAAAGACCCCUCCUCCUUGUGGACCUGCCGCUUCCACCCGCCGCUCCAGCUCUUUUUUGUCAUCCGCAACUCAAGACAGCUACACCACUUCGGUCUGGCCAAGAUCAAGGUCUGGAAUUACUGGACGACUGAUGGUGAUCUUGACAUUGGUGCCAAGAACGUGAAGCUGUAUGUCAACAAAAACCUCAUCUUUGACGGCCAAUUAGACCAAGGAGGUGGAGAGGCCUUGGCUGGCCAGAGCAUCCUGGUGGGCCAGAAGAGUGAGGAGAGUGGGGGAGCAGAGCACACCAUAAGCUCAGGGGGGUGCGAAGGUGUCCGCAGGACGGCUGGCACAGAGAGGGACGUGGGGCCGGGUCUCAGCCACUUGCAGCCAGCUGGUGCAUCUGUGCACGGGAAGCUGUCUUCACAAGAUGUAUCUGGUGAAAGGAAGAAUUCUACUAACUGCAUGAAGGACAGUCUGUCCCAGUUAGAGGAAGAUCUGAGAUUGCUGGCAGCCCCCGCCUCGGUGGGUGACUUGCCUGGCACCCCUCCCGCCUCCCCACCUGGGAAGUGCCCUCCUCCUGAGGAGGCACCCUCUCUGCUCCAACAGCUGGAAAACCUCGUGGGCAGAAAAAUCUCCGAGCCACCUGGGAAAACUCCAUCCUGGCUGCAGCCUUCUCCCAUGGGGAAAGAUAGACAGCAGGGAGGCAGGAAGCCCAAACCCCUCUGGCUUAGUCCCGAGAAGUCACAGGCCUGGAAAGGCAGGUCCCUGUCGGACGACGUCACCAGUGAGGGUCCCGGAGAGACGGUGGCAGGGGAGAAAGGCCCCAGGCAUGAGCAAGGGCAGGUGACCCGCCGGAAUGUCAUCGCCAGUGAGCGACCCCAGAGGGUAACCCAGGUCUGCAGUGAUGACGCAGACAUCUUUGACCAGCCCCCCAGCAGGGAGCGCCCUGCUAGUGGGAGGAGGGGCUCAAAGAAGGAUGCUCCCAGCAGCAGCCAUGCUGACAACCAGCUAGCCAGCAGAGAAGACGCCUGGCCCGCCCACAUGCUGCCAUGGGUGCAGUGGCGCAGUGAGCAGGAACACACGCUGCACGAGUCAUGGAGCUCCCUCAGCGCCUUCGACCGCUCCCACCGGGGUCGCAUCUCCAGCAUGGAGCUCCAGGGAGACAUCCUGGAUGAGUUUCUGCAGCAGCAGAGGAAUAGCCGGCAUGGCGACCAACUGCCCCCCAGGAAGGAGGAGAAGCCCAGGCUGUCAGCGGGGCAGGAUGGCUGCUCUGCAGAGACAGACCACACGAGUGCCUUCACAAUCCCUGUCUUGCCUUAUGGACAGCGCCUGGUCGUUGACAUCAAGUCCACGUGGGGGGACAGGCACUACGUGGGCCUCAACGGCAUAGAAAUAUUCAGUUCCAAGGGAGAGCCAGUGCAGAUUGCAGACAUUAAGGCAGACCCCCCUGACAUCAACAUCUUGCCGGCCUAUGGGAAAGACCCCCGGGUGGUCACCAACCUCAUCGAUGGGGUGAACAGGACCCAGGAUGACAUGCACGUCUGGCUGGCCCCCUUCACACCGGGAAGGUCGCACUCCAUCUCCAUCAACUUCACACACCCUUGCCACGUGGCCCUGAUCCGGAUCUGGAAUUACAAUAAAUCACGGAUACAUUCCUUCCGUGGCGUGAAGGACAUCAAAAUGUGGCUGGAUACCCAGUGCAUCUUUGAAGGAGAGAUCGCCAAGGCCUCAGGAACACUGACAGGAGCCCCAGAGCACUUUGGAGAUACGAUCUUGUUCACGACCGACGAUGACAUUCUCGAGGCCAUCUUCUGUUCCGACGAGACGUUCGACGUGGACACGGAGAGCCCGGGUGGCCUGCAGCAGGAGGAGGCGCCGGGGAGGCCCAGCACAGCUGACGGCCAGGGCGAGGAGCGGCCCUUCACCCAGGCGGGCCUGUGGACUGGGGACCGGGUCCCGGAGUGGGAACUGCCACCCAGUCCCCCUGUCCCCGAAGUUGCCACGCCAGAGCCAGGGGUCUACCAUGGGAUCUACCUUCAGCUGAAUUUCACUGCCUCCUGGGGGGACCUGCACUACCUGGGACUCACCGGCCUGGAGGUGGUGGGCAAGGACGGCCAGGCUCUGCCCAUCCACCUGCACCAGAUCGCCGCCUCCCCCAGAGACCUCAAUGACCUCCCCGAGUGCACCGACGACUCCCGGACUCUGGACAAGUUGAUCGACGGUGCCAACAUCACCACGGAAGACGAGCACAUGUGGCUGAUCCCCUUCUCUCCGGGCCUGGACCACGUGGUCACGAUCCGUUUCGACAGAGCCGAGAGCAUAGCAGGCCUUCGCUUCUGGAACUACAAUAAAUCUCCCGAGGACACCUACCGAGGGGCCAAGAUCGUCCACGUCUCCCUGGACGGCCUGCGCCUGUCCCCCCCAGAGGGCUUCCUCGUCCGGAAGGGGCCAGGCAACUGCCACUUCGACUUUGCGCAGGAGAUCCUGUUUGUGGACCACCAGCAGGCCCGGCUGCCCGCGCCGGCCAGGAGGCUGGACAGGAAGAGCCCGGAGCGUGCGAGCAUGGACUACGAGGCCCCGCUGAUGCCCUGCGGCUUUAUUUUCCAGUUCCAACUCCUGACCAGCUGGGGUGACCCCUACUACAUUGGCCUCACCGGCCUGGAGCUCUACGACGAGCGGGGAGAAAAAAUCCCCUUGUCGGAAAACAGCCCCGGAGGCUGUGCCAAGAGGGCUCCCGGGCCGCAGAGCCUCGCCUCAGUGAGCGGCUUGCAGGCCCAUCUCGCGAUGAGGAAUCAGGCCCAGGAUGCCACGUGA
This is a messenger RNA of Carlito syrichta (Philippine tarsier), 4377 nucleotides long. RefSeq names its product KIAA0556 ortholog (gene KATNIP). The transcript has 23 exons. Bases 1 to 4377 code for a protein of 1458 amino acids. The record is from RefSeq and is a predicted model, not a curated record. NCBI's taxonomy places the organism in Eukaryota, Metazoa, Chordata, Mammalia, Primates, Tarsiidae.